This is a messenger RNA of Dioscorea cayenensis subsp. rotundata (Guinea yam), 3148 nucleotides long. Its product is annotated as leucine--tRNA ligase, chloroplastic/mitochondrial. NCBI's taxonomy places the organism in Eukaryota, Viridiplantae, Streptophyta, Magnoliopsida, Dioscoreales, Dioscoreaceae. Bases 37 to 3012 code for a protein of 991 amino acids. The transcript has 20 exons. Gene Ontology annotation, cellular component: cytosol. Gene Ontology annotation, molecular function: leucine-tRNA ligase activity; aminoacyl-tRNA deacylase activity; ATP binding. Gene Ontology annotation, biological process: leucyl-tRNA aminoacylation. The record is from RefSeq and is a predicted model, not a curated record.
GGUUCCUUUCCCUCUUUCCUCCUCGUCUUCGGCGAGAUGUUCGAAAUCCAAUAUCAGCUACGCUUUCAGCCUCCUCUGCGUUUCCUCCAUGCUUCUCCAACUCCUUCUCCUGCCGUUCUCCUCCUUGAUCUCCGUUUCCCAUGCCGGCGCUUCUCCCGGGUGCGCUGCUGCAGUGGCGGGGGCAAUGGCGGCAGUGCAAAGCCACAGCAGCUUCAGCAGAGGAGGGCGUACCCUUUUGAUGAGAUAGAACCCCGGUGGCAGAGGUAUUGGGAGGAGAACCGUACUUUCCGAACCCCCGAUGAGGAUCUUGACAUGUCUAAACCCAAGUGCUACAUCCUCGACAUGUUCCCAUAUCCUAGUGGUGCUGGCUUGCAUGUUGGGCAUCCCCUUGGAUAUACUGCCACUGAUAUUCUAUCACGAUUCAAACGCAUGAAAGGUUUUAAUGUUCUUCAUCCAAUGGGAUGGGAUGCAUUUGGUCUUCCUGCUGAACAGUAUGCUAUUGAGACAGGAACCCACCCAAAGGUCACGACAAUACGAAAUAUUGACAGGUUCAGGUCACAGCUGAAGUUAUUAGGCUUCGCUUAUGAUUGGGACCGUGAAAUUUCUACCACUGAUCCAGAGUACUAUAAAUGGACACAAUGGAUAUUUCUGCAACUGUUAAAGAGAGGACUUGCGUACCAGGCUGAAGUACCUGUCAAUUGGUGCCCUGCUCUUGGCACUGUUUUGGCAAAUGAAGAGAUUGUGGAUGGGGUUAGUGAGCGUGGUGGUUUCCCUGUAAUAAGAAAGCCUAUGCGUCAGUGGAUGCUGAAGAUUACUUCUUAUUCUGAACGCCUUCUUGAAGAUUUGGAUGAUCUUGACUGGCCAGAAAGUAUUAAAGAAAUGCAGCGGAAUUGGAUAGGACGAUCUGAAGGUGCUGAGCUAGAGUUUCAUGUAAUUGGUUCUGAUGGACAGGAGCGGGGAAUAAAGCUUUCUGUUUAUACGACAAGACCAGAUACCAUAUUUGGUGCAACAUAUCUUGUGGUUGCUCCUGAGCAUAUCUCGCUAGCAUCACUGGUGCCCAAGGAACAAGAAAAACAGGUGGAGGAAUACAAAGAACUUGCAGCAAGAAAAAGUGAACUUGAAAGAACUGAUCUUCAGAAGGAAAAAACUGGAGUGUUUAGUGGUUCUUAUGCCAAGAAUCCUGCCACUGGAGAAUCAAUUCCAAUAUGGAUAGCUGAUUAUGUCUUAGGAAGUUAUGGUACUGGAGCAAUUAUGGCUGUACCUGCACACGAUUCUCGUGAUUAUGAGUUUGCUGUAAAGUAUGACAUUCCAAUAAUUAGGGUUGUGGAGCCGGCAGGCACUAGUUCUAAUCUUGAUGGACCUUAUGUAGAUGAUGGGUUUGUCAUAAAUUCCUCAAAUAUGUCUUCUGGGCUAAAUAUCAAUGGCCUGACAUGCAAAGAAGCUGCCAUGGAAGUCAUAGAUUGGCUUGAAAGAACUGGUCAUGGGAGUAAAAAGGUUAAUUACAAGCUGAGGGAUUGGCUGUUUGCUCGUCAACGCUAUUGGGGAGAACCCUUUCCAGUGAUUUUCCUAAAUGAAACCGGUGAACUUGUUCCUCUUCCAGAAAGUCAGUUGCCGCUUACUCUCCCUGAAUUGGAUGACUUCACUCCUACUGGAACAGGAGAACCUCCACUGGCAAAAGCAACAACUUGGGUCAAUACUAUUGAUCCUAUCUCCGGGAAACCUGCCAGACGGGAAACAAAUACAAUGCCACAAUGGGCUGGAUCCUGCUGGUACUAUUUGAGAUUUAUGGAUCCAAAGAAUUCCACUGCUAUUGUUAACAAGGAUAAAGAGAGGUGUAUAGCACUAUCAUCUUUAUUUUUAGCACAGGAUAUGAUAAAUAUUUAUGAGCUAAGUCUUUCAGGACUGAAUUUCUACAGAUACUGGAGCCCUGUGGAUAUUUAUGUUGGUGGAGCCGAACAUUCUGUUCUGCAUUUGCUUUAUGCAAGGUUUUGGCACAAGGUCCUUUAUGACAUAGGUGUUGUCUCAACGAUUGAACCUUUCCAAUGUCUUAUAAAUCAAGGAUUGAUACUUGGAGAGGUCGAAUAUGUGGCAUACAGAGAUGCAGAAGGGAGAUUAUUGUCUGCUGAUUCUGUUUCUGAUGUGGGCGAGUAUGCUCUAGAGAGAAUACCUGUAGAAAAGGUUACAAAAGCUGGAGAUUUUUAUGUCUUGAAAGAUGAUCCGAGCAUUCGUUUGAUUUCCCGAUCCUACAAAAUGAGUAAAAGUAGAGGGAAUGUAAUUAAUCCGGAUGAUGUUGUUUCUGAAUAUGGUGCAGAUUCUCUUCGUUUGUAUGAGAUGUUCAUGGGACCAUUGAGGGAUUCAAAAGCAUGGAGUACUGGUGGAAUUGAAGGUGUACAUAGAUUCUUAGCGAGGAUUUGGAGGCUUGUUGUUGGAGCACCCUUACCUGAUGGUUCUUAUAGGAAAGGGACGGUUGUCACUGAUGAUAAACCCACUUUGGAACAACUCCGUGCUCUUCAUAAGUGCAUUGACAAGGUUUCAGAAGAAAUUCAAGAAACAAGAUUCAACACAGGAAUCUCUGCCAUGAUGGAAUUUAUCAAUGCUGCAUACAAGUGGGAUAAUCAUCCGAAACCAAUUAUGGAAGCGUUUAUUUUGUUGCUUUCUCCUUAUGCACCUCAUAUGGCGGAGGAGCUGUGGUUCCGCUUGGGACAUUCAAGUUCAUUGGCUUAUGAAAAUUUUCCAGAGGCCAGAACUGAGUAUUUGAAAGAUUCAAGCAUUGUGUUGCCUGUCCAGAUUAAUGGAAAAACCAGGGGCACCAUAUUAGUUAAUGAGGACUGUUCAGAGGAUGAAGCCUUCAAAUUGGCAUCACUUGAUGAAAAGCUUUCCAAGUACUUACAUGGGAAGGCAAUCAAGAAAAGAAUUUAUGUCCCAAGAAGAAUCUUAAAUGUGAUCUUGGAUCAGCAAAAGAAACUGGACUUCCCCGUGGUACUGACGUGCUGUUGUGAAGAGGGGAAUUAACACAUCAGUGAAGUCAUGGAAGAAGUUACCAAGGAAUCCACCUGUAGAGAAGACUACAGCAGGGACACUGUGGUUGACAGCACAAUGAGCAUUUUCCUUGAAAUUUUCUAAUGAUCUGAGGGAUAUUUCUUUGAUG